CACUUGUUUUUAGUCAUUGAUCGGAGUUGCCAGCUCGUUUCCUCCCUCCUUCUUCCUUCUUCCCAUAUUGCCCCUUUGCCCUCCAUAUGGACCGACCCAAACCCUAAAUCAAACGUUUCAUGGAAGAUUCAAACCUCCUCCUGCAAUUCCUCUCUACCAUUUUUUUCUUCUUUGCUCGCUUCCACCACACCAUCGCUGCAAGCUUCAACUUUUGAUUUUUUUUCCCACUUAGCUCCUAAGCUUCAUCAAGAAUUCCGCCACAAGGAAAAUCAUUUCUUCCUUUUGACGGGCACACUAUUUAGAUGGCUGAAAGCUGGGAUGGCAAUCUUGAAAUUGGUAGCCCAUCAGAUGAUAGCUACCAUUUUGAGAGACUAUAUUUGGAACCUACAUAUGAUGCAUUUAUAUGCCCUCUUACAAAGCAAGUAAUGCGUGAUCCUGUAACUAUUGAAAGUGGGCAAACUUUUGAAAGGGAAGCAAUUGAGAAAUGGUUUAAUGAAUGCAAGGCAAGCAGAAGAAAUCCUGUUUGCCCCUUGACACAAAGAGAAUUGAGAACCACUGAGUUGAAUCCAAGUAUAGCCUUGCGGAACACCAUUGAAGAAUGGAAUGCACGUAACGAAGCUGCUCAGCUUGAUAUGGCUCGCAGAACACUCUCUCUAGGAAGUGCAGAGACUGAUAUUCUGCGAGUGUUGCAUACUCUUGAGCAUCUCUGCCAGAAAAGUAGCUCUAAUACCCGUGUAAUCCGCAAUGCAGAGCUGAUACCAAUGAUUAUAGACAUGUUAAAGAGCACCAGUCGCAGAGUUCGGCGCAAAGCUCUUGAAACUCUUCGAGCUGUUGUAGUGGAUGACACUGAAAAUAAGGAAAUAAUGGCUGAGGGUGAUACUGUUCGGACAAUAGUAAAAUUCUUAUCCCAUGAGCAAUCCAAAGAGAGAGAAGAAGCGGUGUCUUUGUUAUUUGAGCUAUCCAAAUCUGAGUCAUUGUGUGAAAAGAUUGGUUCAAUUAAUGGAGCAAUUCUCAUCCUAGUUGGAAUGGCAAGUAGCAAUUCAGAAAAUCUUGUUACUGUUGAGAAUGCAGAAAAGACCCUGGAAAAUCUGGAAAAAUGUGAAAGCAAUGUAAGACAAAUGGCAGAAAAUGGUAGAUUACGACCUCUUAUGGGACUACUACUUGAAGGAUCAAAUGAGACCAAGCUUUCAAUGGCUGCAUUUCUAGGUGAGCUGGUCCUUAACAAUGACUUGAAAGUCUUAGUAGCUAGGACUGUUGGUUCUUCACUGAUUAAUAUCAUGAAACAUGGUAACGUUCAAGCUAGAGAGGCCGCUUUAAAAGCUUUAAAUCAAAUAUCAUCGUAUGAGGUCAGUGCCAAGGUCUUGAUAAGAGAAGGUAUACUUUCCCCCCUUGUCAAAGAUCUCUUCACCAUUGGUGCCAAUGCACUGCCCAUGCGACUAAAAGAAGUCUCUGCAACAAUUUUAGCAAAUAUUGUAACCUCAGGCAAUGAUUUUGAUUCUGUUUCGUUUGGUCCUGAUCAUCAGACUUUGGUCUCUGAGGACAUUAUUCAUAACUUUCUCCAUCUUAUCAGCAACACUGGACCUGCAAUAGAAUGUAAGCUUCUUCAGGUCCUUGUUGGACUGACCAGUUCCCCCACCUCAGUAAUCAGUGUUGUAUCUGCUAUUAAAAGCUCAGGUGCUAUAAUCAGUUUGGUUCAGUUUAUUGAGGCUCCGCAGAAGGAUCUGAGAGUGGCUUCCAUAAAACUUCUCCAGAAUCUCUCUCCACAUAUGGGUCAGGAACUAGCAGGUUGCUUAAGGGGUACGUCUGGUCAGCUUGGUAGCCUAAUCAAGGUCAUAUCAGAGAAUGUUGGUGGUAUAGCUGAGGAACAAGCAGCAGCUAUAGGACUUUUAGCUGAUCUACCAGAACGAGACGUGGGCCUUACAAGGCAGAUGCUUGAUGAAAAGCUCUUCCAACUUGUCAUCUCCAAGGUAGAAGGCAUCCAACAGGGAGGAAUAAGAGGUAGCCGCUUUGUAACUCCAUAUCUAGAAGGGCUUGUGAAAGUUCUUGCAAGGAUCACUUUUGUGCUGUCUAAUGAGCCAGAUGCUCUUGCUCUUUGUCGCGAAUAUAAUGUUGCUUCACUUUUCAUUGAACUUUUGAAAAUGAACGGGCUUGACAAUGUGCAGAUGGUAUCUGCUAUGGCUUUGGAGAACCUAUCCCAAGAAUCCAAGAAUUUGACCAGAUUGCCUGAGUUGCCUAAGCCUGGCUUUUGUGUAUCCAUCUUCCCUUGUUUAAGCCAGCCGCCUGUUAUAACUGGAUUGUGUAAAGUUCAUCGUGGAACAUGUUCGCUAAAAGAAACCUUUUGUCUUUUGGAAGGGCAGGCUGUGGAAGAGUUGGUGGCCCUCCUAGACCAUACCAAAGAGAAGGUGGUUGAGGCAUCACUCGCAGCUCUGGCAUCUUUAUUGGACGAUGGCGUUGAUAUUGAACAAGGAGUGCAGGUAUUAUGUGAAGCAGAAGGAAUCAAGCCCAUACUUCAGAUAUUACUUGAGAAACGCACCGAGAAUCUGAGGAGAAGAGCUGUUUGGGCAGUUGAGAGGCUUCUACGCACUGAUGAUAUAGCUUAUGAGGUUUCAGGUGAUCCAAAUGUGAGCACAGCACUAGUGGAUGCUUUCCAGCAUGCUGAUUAUCGUACACGACAGAUUGCUGAACGGGCGUUGAAGCAUGUUGAUAAAAUCCCAAAUUUCUCUGGUGUCUUCCCGAACAUGGGAUAGGGAUCAGCAAAUGGUUUCCUUCGCGUUGAGGUCCUUGUAUUUAUUUCCACUCUAGAGGUUCUUAAGAUAAAAUCUAAAUUGUUUAUUGUUCUGUGAAGAGUCAGAUGUGCAGGUAUAUACAUUGCUUCCCAAUUUUCUUCUUUGUAGAUGGUUUUAUAUUUUCAUUUUUCUUCUCUCCCAUGGUCCAUUUUUUCUGGUCAUAAUCUAUCUUUGGUCUUCAUUUACUCAGCUCUAUAGGUUGGAAUGUGAUAUUAUUUUUGCUAUUACUGCCAAUUCUGUACUUUUCUUGUGUAGCACACCUCAAACAAUCAAAGGUUACUUUUGUAUCUUUUUGCAAUGUAUGGAGUAUGGAUUAAGCAUUAAAAA
Molecule: messenger RNA, 3113 nt
Organism: Ipomoea triloba (trilobed morning glory)
Lineage: Eukaryota; Viridiplantae; Streptophyta; Magnoliopsida; Solanales; Convolvulaceae
Product: U-box domain-containing protein 44
Exons: 4
Coding region: 303-2747 (814 amino acids)
Biological process (GO): protein ubiquitination
Molecular function (GO): ubiquitin-protein transferase activity; protein binding
Source: RefSeq, a predicted model, not a curated record